UCCUCCUCCUCCGCCUCUCUCUCUCUCUCCGCUUCUAUUCUCUUCCUGCCAGGCUCCGUCCGUCCGCCACCGAUCCGUCAUCCCCUCUGCGCCCCCUUCUCCGGCAGCCGCCGCCCGCCCGCCGUCGACAUCCCCCAGGGGUCCGCCCGGCCCUCCGCCGCAUCGGCCAUGGCGUCGCCGGCGCUCAUCUCCGACACCGACCAGUGGAAGGCCCUCCAGGCGCACGUCGGCGCGAUCCACAAGACGCACCUGCGCGACCUCAUGACGGACGCCGAUCGAUGCAAGGCAAUGACAGCCGAAUUCGAGGGCGUCUUCCUGGACUACUCGAGGCAGCAGGCCACCACGGAGACCGUCGACAAGCUCUUCAAGCUGGCAGAGGCUGCAAAGCUCAAGGAGAAGAUUGACAAGAUGUUUAAAGGCGAAAAGAUAAAUACCACGGAGAACAGAUCAGUGCUCCAUGUGGCUUUGAGAGCUCCAAGAGAUGCAGUCAUAAACAGUGACGGUGUGAACGUGGUCCCCGAAGUUUGGGCUGUUAAGGAUAAAAUCAAGCAGUUUUCAGAGACUUUCAGGAGUGGCUCAUGGGUUGGGGCAACCGGGAAACCGUUGACAAAUGUUGUCUCAGUUGGAAUUGGUGGCAGCUUCCUUGGACCUCUGUUUGUGCAUACGGCUCUCCAGACUGACCCAGAAGCAGCAGAAUCUGCCAAAGGCCGACAACUGAGAUUUCUUGCAAAUGUUGAUCCGGUUGAUGUUGCACGGAGCAUCAAAGAUUUAGACCCUGCAACCACUCUUGUUGUGGUUGUCUCAAAGACCUUCACGACAGCUGAAACAAUGUUAAAUGCUCGAACUAUCAAGGAGUGGAUUGUCUCUUCUCUUGGACCUCAGGCUGUUUCCAAACACAUGAUUGCUGUCAGUACUAAUCUUAAGCUUGUCAAGGAGUUCGGAAUUGACCCUAACAACGCCUUUGCAUUCUGGGACUGGGUUGGCGGCCGCUAUAGUGUUUGCAGUGCUGUCGGUGUUCUGCCCUUAUCUCUUCAGUAUGGAUUUCCAAUUGUUCAGAAAUUUCUGGAGGGUGCUUCCAGCAUUGACAACCACUUCCACACAUCUUCAUUUGAGAAAAAUAUACCUGUACUCCUUGGUUUGUUGAGUGUGUGGAAUGUUUCAUUUCUUGGAUAUCCGGCUAGGGCAAUAUUGCCAUACUCUCAAGCACUUGAGAAACUAGCACCACAUAUUCAGCAGCUUAGCAUGGAGAGUAAUGGAAAGGGUGUCUCCAUUGAUGGUGUUCGACUUCCAUAUGAGGCUGGUGAAAUUGAUUUUGGUGAACCUGGAACAAACGGGCAACACAGCUUCUAUCAAUUAAUCCAUCAGGGAAGAGUUAUUCCUUGUGAUUUUAUUGGUGUCAUAAAAAGCCAGCAGCCUGUUUACUUGAAAGGGGAAACGGUUAGCAAUCAUGAUGAGUUGAUGUCCAAUUUCUUUGCUCAGCCUGACGCACUUGCUUAUGGAAAGACUCCUGAACAAUUACGCAGCGAGAAAGUUCCCGAAAAUCUUAUCUCUCACAAGACUUUUCAGGGCAACCGGCCAUCACUGAGUUUCUUGCUGUCUUCAUUAUCUGCCUAUGAGAUUGGACAGCUUUUAUCCAUCUAUGAGCACCGGAUCGCAGUUCAGGGUUUCAUAUGGGGAAUCAACUCGUUUGACCAGUGGGGAGUGGAGCUGGGCAAGUCACUGGCUUCUACAGUGAGGAAACAGUUGCAUGCAUCACGCAUGGAAGGAAAGCCCGUCGAGGGCUUCAACCCCAGCAGCGCAAGUUUGCUCACACGGUUUCUUGCGGUUAAACCAUCAACCCCAUAUGACACAACAGUGCUUCCAAAAGUGUAAGCCGAGGGAGGUUUAGUAGUCCUAAAAAAAGAAGUGUAACCUGAGGUUGAGACUGAUAAUCGACAAGCUAGGUUGAGCUUGUGGCAUAACAAGUUUUCUUCCUUCUUUCUUGCGACUUGUUACAACCAGUCUGGUUGUACUGUAAUUUUGAAGUUCCUCUUGCUUCAGCUUGGAGAAAGACAAGUAAACUAUGACGAAAUAAUGAAAUAAAUAUAUUGACUCGUGACACCAAAA
Molecule: messenger RNA, 2106 nt
Organism: Triticum dicoccoides
Lineage: Eukaryota; Viridiplantae; Streptophyta; Magnoliopsida; Poales; Poaceae
Product: glucose-6-phosphate isomerase, cytosolic
Exons: 24
Coding region: 169-1872 (567 amino acids)
Biological process (GO): glucose 6-phosphate metabolic process; glycolytic process; gluconeogenesis
Cellular component (GO): cytosol
Molecular function (GO): monosaccharide binding; carbohydrate derivative binding; glucose-6-phosphate isomerase activity
Source: RefSeq, a predicted model, not a curated record